Bemisia tabaci is the source of this 4808-nucleotide messenger RNA. RefSeq names its product WD repeat-containing protein 36. NCBI's taxonomy places the organism in Eukaryota, Metazoa, Arthropoda, Insecta, Hemiptera, Aleyrodidae. The record is from RefSeq and is a predicted model, not a curated record. Gene Ontology annotation, cellular component: Pwp2p-containing subcomplex of 90S preribosome; small-subunit processome. Gene Ontology annotation, biological process: rRNA processing. Gene Ontology annotation, molecular function: protein binding.
UAAGGUUAUGUUGAUCGCCCCGUGCCAAGAAGACUACACGUGUUUCUCUCAUGUCAAAUUCAUUAUUAUAUUAUGUUUAUCAAUAAUUAUUUAUCCUAGCAUUUUUGGUGACAUUUCAUAUUUUCAAUGAAGUACCUUCUCCUGCUAUCCGCACCACCAACUCUGGUCAGCCAAAUAAGUCAUUCGUAAAACUUCGUAAUUUUUCUGCCAUGCAUACCAUUUGAAUAGGAAGAUGUCUCGUAUAUUCAAUAGAGACAGAGCUCUUGGCUACGUGUCCAAUCAUAUUCCUGCAACAGUACGCUACAUCCAAAGACGGAAAGAACACUUAAUUUCAACCUGUGUCGGUAAAGCGUUUCACACUUAUGGAUGCUCACAUUUUUCAUUAUUAACUGUCAGUGGUCAACAUGAUGAAGAAAUCACUUGUAUUGCAGGUAGCAAAUUUAAUAUUUUUACCGCAGAUGGGUGCACAGUCAGAGCUUGGAAAAGAGGCACUGAGCUGCACCACACCUAUAAAGGGCAUAGUAAACCGGUUUAUUUACUAUUACCAUUUGGCAACCACUUGAUAUCUGUGGAUGAAGAAAGUAAUUUGAAAGUUUGGGAUGUAGCCUCAGGUGACAUUUAUCUAGAGUUAACUUUUUCCAAUUCCUCCUUCCAAAUAACUGCCCUUUGUCACCCUGAUACAUAUCUUAAUAAAAUUUUGCUGGGGAGUGAACAAGGUGAGAUGCAGUUAUGGAAUAUCAAGACAUCAACUCUAAUCUACACAUUCACCGGCUGGAAGUCGAGCAUAACUGUAUUGGAGCAAGCACCGGCUGUUGAUGUCAUAGCUAUUGGUUUAGCCAAUGGGAAAAUAAUAUUACAUAAUUUAAAGUUCGACGAGUCACUGACUGAAUUUACUCAAGAUUGGGGUCUAGUAACAGCGAUAUCAUUCCGAACAGAUGACACACCCAUUAUGGCAACUGGCUCACUAGCUGGUCAUGUAGUAUUUUGGAACAUUGAGGAACGCAGAGUAGCUGGUCAACUUUUAUCGGCACACAGUGGAUCUGUCGCAACUGUAAAGUGCCUCCCAAAUGAACCUUUGAUGGUUACAUCGUCCCCAGAUAAUACUUUGAAACUGUGGAUUUUUGACAUGCCUGAUGGUGGUGCACGCCUUCUAAGAAUACGAGAAGGUCAUAGCAGUCCUCCUACUUUUAUCCGUUUCCAUGGCAAUUUGGGACACAAUAUAAUAAGUGCAGGCUCUGAUUCAACACUGAGGAUUUUUCAUAUCUUCAACCAGACCUUUAAUAAGAGCUUAGGUAAAGCAUCUUACAAUCGUAAACUAUCAAAAAAAUUGAAAAAAUCAAUCGAAGCGGAAGAGCUUAUUAUGCCUCCAAUUGUCCAAUUUACCAGUGAAACAACUCGUGAAAAAGAAUGGGAUGAUGUCGCAGCCAUCCAUCGAGGUCUACCAAUUGUGACCCUUUGGUCCUAUGAUAAACUUAAAAUGAGUGACCUGAAACUUUUACCUGACUCCCUGAAAUAUGAGAAGACGGUGAAAGCCACAAGUAUAUUCAUCACUCAUUGUGGAAAUUUUGCGGUCAUUGGAUACAGCAAAGGUCAAGUAGAAAGAUUCAACAUUCAGUCUGGUAUUCACCGAACAACCUAUGGAAGUCCAGCUCAUCAAGGAGCUGUUACAGGUGUAGCUGUUGAUAUGUUAAAUCAAACCGUCAUCUCUGGGAGUUGUGAUGGUACUAUCAAAUUCUGGAAUUUUAAAACUUCAGCUUCUAAACCAAUCACUCAACUGAAAAACCUGGAAAAUGUCAUGUUUUUCCGAUGCCAUGGUGAAAAUUCACUUCUAGCAGUUGCUCAUGAGGACUUUACCCUGUCUGUUUUGGAUGUUGAAUCCAGAACAAUUGUGAGGAAAUUCACAGGGCAUCAUGGUCAAAUCACAGAUGCUUGCUUCAGUCCAGACUCAAGAUGGUUGAUCUCCUCUGCAAUGGACACAAAAAUCUGUGUUUGGGAUGUUCCUUCAGGUCACCUGGUUGAUUGUUUUCAAGUUGAUGCAGCCUGUACAUCUUUAACCAUGUCACCCACAGGAGAAUAUUUGGCAACUACGCAUGUAGAUUUCCUUGGUAUUUUCUUGUGGGCCAAUCGCACUCUCUUCUCUCAUGUCACUUUACGACCUAUUUUUAAUAUUGAUGCUGUUCCCACUGUUGGCCUACCCGUACCGGGAGUGAUCGAUCCUGAUAUUCUUGAUGAAGAGAACUCCCCAGAUGAUGAGUAUCAGUCUCCUGAUCAAAUUUCUCAUCUGAUAACUCUCUCAGAUUUAGCUAGUUCAAGGUGGCAAAACUUAUUAGACCUAGACAUCAUUAAGAAACGAAAUAAGCCCAAAGAACCACCAAAAGCUCCUGCAGAGGCUCCAUUCUUCCUACCAACUUUACCAACGGUAGAUUUACAAUUUGAUCUCAGUGACUAUAGGAAUUUGCCGAAAGCCGAAAGGUUAGGCCCAUGGCAAAAAAAUUCCACUGUAUUCGGUAAACUCCUAGCAGAGUCUGAGGAUUCAGAAGAUUUUCAACCAGCAGUAGAGAAAUUAAAAAGUUAUAGUCCUUCAGCAGUAGACCUGGAAAUCAGUAAUUUAGCACCAGAGGGUGGUGGUUCUAUCAGGUUAAUGCUUCAAUUUUUACUACUCAUAAAUUACAUGUUCAAAAGUCGAACUGAUUUUGAAAUCGCUCAAACUUAUUUAGGAGUUUUUAUAAAAAAGCAUGGAGACCUCAUCCCCACGGAAAAGUCCCUAAGAGAAUAUUUGGAACCUCUCCUAAAAGAGCAGCAAUCCAGUUGGACCAGUUUAAGCGAUAAAUUCAUGUACUGUCUUUGUAUUGUUGAUCAUCUCAAAAACAAGUGAGGAGAUAUUAACAGAGCACCUCCAGUUACAAUUAUGAACGCUAAAGACUUGGCCCUUCAGUUUUUGAGCAAGAAGAAUAUGGGUAUAUAGCUUAAAGGCACUACUGUAAGACCACAAAUUGCUUAGGUAUAAAGUGCUGAUCUAUUCAUGAUCAGAUCUUAAAUUUAUCCUGUAAGUAUAAUAGGAUUAUCUAGCUGCGAUUAAAAAUAAAAAAAAAUAAUUACUUGACGCAAGAAUAAAUCCCCAGAUUUUUUGCCUACUGAAUAGUACUAAAUCAGUGGCAUUUCACACCAGGUAAUUGGCAGCUUCCUUAGUGCAGCUCCGCUGUAUUUCUCAUGAUCAAAAAUGGGAGGUCCAAGUCACCUGUAUCUACACUUGGCUCCAGUUUCACUUAAAAGGCCUACUACUCAUUGUGUUUUAGUACUAUGCCUAAUAGAAAUAUUGUUAGCAGCAAAAACCAUGUGUUGCCAUUAAUGGAAAUCAUUCUGCUGAGCAUUGUAUUAAUUCUUUGACACCCAUUUAAUGGAAUGCUCAGGGCCUGAAUUUUGUUGUCUACGUUCGACCGCAAGUUGCAAAACCUAAUCUCUGAAUUUGACCAUGAAGCUGUAAAACUAUACCCUAAACUCAAGCUGUAUGCAUGUUGAACUUUCUCAACAGCAAGCUCGAGCCUUAAUUAGUUUAUCAACAGUUCAAACCAUGAAACAGGAAUCGAAUAACGAUCAACAUUCUCAAGAGAAGUAGCUUUUUCUUUCAUAUAACAACAAGACAAUCCCUCUUGUCCACAUUCAAUUAAGUACCACGGAAUUCUGAGGAUAGAGAACUAUAAAGAAGAGGAAAGUUUUAUCUCACCAAAGGAUGCUACAAGAGCCACCGUAAGAUGUAUAAGUUUGAUAAUUUAACAAUAAAUGCACGACUGGGCUCAAUUUUGACAUUCUCAAUGAGGGACUAUAAAUUGAAUUGUCAACAGCCCAAAGCUUUCCCUGCAUCUAUGCAUCUACUAACUUUUUAUGGGUGUUAAGCAAGAAAAUGCCUUGUACAAGGAAUUUAGAACGCGCGUUCUUUGAAAUUGUAAAAUACAAAAUUGAAGAACUCAGGGCAAGAAGCUUUUUUCUGCGAUCAUCAUUUGCAUGAUCCACAAAUGGACUAAAUUUUGCAAUCAGGAACUAUAAAUUCCAGUCCGGUUUAAAAGCAACGUACAUGCCGUAAGUUUCCCCAUGCACAUAAGUGUUUUUUCAUAUGAGUCAGAGUUUAUAGGUCCAAAUUGCAAAAUGUAGUCCAAAUAUAGAAAGAAAUAGGUAUGCAGAAUGCAUCGAUCUGAAUUUUAAGGUUGAGAGUAAAAAUUUCAACAUUUAGAUUGCGUUUUAGUGGAUCCAAGCAUUUCUCCAAAAUUUUACUAAUUCGACAUUACUUUCGUAAGGUCAUUGAAAACAAACUUAACCUUAAUAGUUCCCCACGCAGUAUUGACCCUCAAAAUUUCAUUGAAAUCAUAAGUGGACACUAUGAGUUCUUCGGAGUCCUCCCAUUAUUUUUCUUUGCAAGUUUGCUCUUGAAUCUUUCUCUGAGAGAUACGGCAUCAUAUGCCAUCAUAUACAUAUUAUGAUUAUGAUACACUAUAUUUUUUCCUUUUUUUGAGGAAUUGUGAUUAAAUUUUUUUCUUUUAGAAUUUUUUACUUUUCAAAAAAGUGGACUUUUUUACCCACAUUAUGCAUAAGACCCAGAACUGAAAUAUUUGUUGAUCUGUAGUAGGUAGUAGAUCUUGUAAAGACAUGAGAAAAACAAUACCUAACGCCUUAGAUGGAUAUGGAUGUAAGUAAAUUACAAUUUGAGAAUGUAUCUUGUGUUGCAACAAAGAUUAUAGUGCAACUGUUGUUAUAAAACAAAUUGUAUAAUUUUGUACUUAUAUUUUGUCUAAAAAUAAAUUUUUCCAAAGUAA